AAUUUCUUUAGAGAUGACGGCCGCUGGUCAACUGGUCAGCGAAUGGAUGCUACCUGAGAAAGUGGUAAAACUUCUACAGCGUGGAGACCUGCUAGAAUUUAGGAGGGUAGCACCCAUACGUGGGGCACCGCGUAACAUUUACGAUCAUUGGGCAGUAUAUAUAGGACAGUUCGAAAACGAGCCCCUUGUUAUACAUCUGUCAGGAAAUGGUGAGGAUUUCGCCACAUCAAGCGGUAUUGGGAGCGGUGGAUUAUUGUCAUUGAGCGGCUCUUCGAAUAUACUCAAGAGCGGUAAAGCUGAGGUGCGAUGCGAUCCACUCUUUGAUGUUGCUGGUCAGAGUCUUGUGCGUAUCAACAACGGACUUGAUGCCAAUCAUCGUCCUUUUCCUCCUACUAUCGUUGUUGAUCGAGCCCUGCUACAGCUAGGGGCGCGGAACUAUAAUCUGUUCUUGAACAACUGUGAGCACUUUGUGAACUGGUGCCGCUAUGGGAUUAGAAUCAGCAGU
Molecule: messenger RNA, 505 nt
Organism: Cylicocyclus nassatus
Lineage: Eukaryota; Metazoa; Nematoda; Chromadorea; Rhabditida; Strongylidae
Source: the annotation of a GenBank genome assembly